Molecule: messenger RNA, 502 nt
Organism: Triticum dicoccoides
Lineage: Eukaryota; Viridiplantae; Streptophyta; Magnoliopsida; Poales; Poaceae
Product: eomesodermin homolog
Exons: 3
Coding region: 119-502 (127 amino acids)
Source: RefSeq, a predicted model, not a curated record
AGGAGCUGCCCUGCUCAACGCUCGAAGCGCCGUCCAUGGUCGCUGCCGUCGCCACGGCCGGCGCCAUCGCCGCCCACACGGCGCACGGGAACAUCCACGCCAUGACGACCUGGAAGAAAUGCAUGGUGAUCAGGAGCACCGCCUUAGCGCGUGGCCCUUCCGUGCGGCCGUGUCACCUUCCUCCCUCACCGGUGAGCGCGCGCUGUUCGACGAGCUGCUUCGGGCGCCGAGCAAGGAGGAGGAGGUGGACGACCUCGACGCCGGGGAGGAGCCCGGGUCGGAGGCCACCUUAGCGUCGCCAGGGCCGAACGCCGGCGACGAGGAGCUGCCCUGCUCAACGCUCGAAGCGCCGUCCGUGGUCGCUGCCGUCGCCAUGGCCGGCGCCAUCGCCGCCCACACGGCGCACGGGAACAUCCACGCCAUGACGACCUGGAAGAAAUGCAUGGUGAUCAGGAGCACUGGGGUUUGCUUGCAGGCCCUUGUGCACGUAAGGGAGUACUAA